UUUCUGUGGAUGGUGUGGGUCACAAAAAGAUGCUGUUUGCAGAAGGAGUGUACAGCACCAUCUUGGAUCUCCAUUGCUAAAGAUUCUUUUCAGAAAGAGCUGAUUUCCUUUCAGGUUAUUUCUUUGAUCCCUGGAGAGAUCAAUCUGACUGUAUACCUGCACCUGGAGGCCACAGGAAGUCUUCCUUUAACAUGUACAUUCAAGGCAGGAAGUGUGGAUCUGUGUACUAGCCCAGUUGCACACUUUCCCAGCUGCUCCUGCAAUUUCCUUGAAAAGCACCUGUCUUCAGAUAGACUCAAAGUCACAGUGACAGUCAAUAUUAGUGAUCAGAUCUUCACAGACAGCCUGACACUGAGGAGCUGCCCAAAUAUCACAGAGAAUACACAAUCAGAUGCUCAGUGCACAGCCUGUGUCUCAGCUGGGUGUUAUUGGAACAACAGUGGCAUGAAGUGUACCUGGACUCCUAAAUCUGCACCUUAUGUACACAUACAGGACAUAUGCAAGCAGUAUUCCUCUGAGAAAAACAACAUGCCAGAGAUCCUAGCUCUGUGGCCUAAUGAAGUCUCCUUUCAUGGCAAAAACAAUGCAGUGAUUAAGGGGAAAAAUCUGGAGCUGGUUGAGAGAAUUCGCUUCCAAGGUUUAUGGACUGCAGUUUAA
Messenger RNA from Ictalurus punctatus (channel catfish), 657 nucleotides. Its product is annotated as plexin-C1-like. The transcript is spliced from 7 exons. NCBI's taxonomy places the organism in Eukaryota, Metazoa, Chordata, Actinopteri, Siluriformes, Ictaluridae. The record is from RefSeq and is a predicted model, not a curated record. Bases 10 to 657 code for a protein of 215 amino acids.